Sphaeroforma arctica JP610 is the source of this 1698-nucleotide messenger RNA. RefSeq lists its product as hypothetical. The transcript has a single exon. The record is from RefSeq and is a predicted model, not a curated record. The annotation marks the transcript as partial. Lineage: Eukaryota; Ichthyosporea; Ichthyophonida.
AUGAAGGUUAAACAGGCCUUAGCUCUGGCGGCCGCCACGGCCUCUACAGUAAAUAGUAUGGCUGUGCCGCCACCACACUCUCCAUCUCUUUCACGUAGCAGCACACCCGUGCGUAGUAAUACACCUAUAGUAAAUGAACGCAUGUCGGAAAAGGCUGAUUCAGCCGCAUCAUAUUGGAAGCAUUUUGGUGAGAAAAUGGCAAGGAAAUGGUCUGGACUUGAUGAGUCAGAACGCGCUACGAAGGCAGAGAAGCAUUACAAAGAGUUAGAAAUCGCAGACAAGCUACAGGCGGCUAAAGCAAUUGAAGAUGCGGAGGCCGAAAUGCGACAAAUCAUCGCAGAAGAGCGCGAGCAGAUGCGAUUGGAAGAGUCGGAGAUGGUACGUAAGAUGUUAGAGCAUGAAGAGAUGGUUGACGAAGAGGCAAGUGAGAGUAUCGAGCGCGCAAAGGAAGACAUGCGAGUCAAGGAGACAUAUAUGAUAGCAGAUUUACUAAAGCACGAACAAAGAAUUCAACAAGAAGCAGACGAGAAGGUUGCGUUGGCACAAGCGGAGGUGGAGCGGGCUGAGCAGGCACAGGCUGCUGCCGAAGAGGCUGCCGACAUAGAACACGCGCUAGCAUUAAAAUCUGAAUCACGUGCAGAGGAUGCCAUUCAACGAGCAAAAGAACAGGCACAGUUAGCAAUAGAGACACAGCAAGAGGCUGACAGAUUAGUAGCAGAGGCUGAGAAAGCUACGCAGAAAGCCACAGAUAAGGAACACGAGGCGGAGAGCAAAGCUGAGGAAGCACUCGAAGUUAAGCAGGCGGCUGUUGAUGAUGCACAGGAACAACACGACCUAGCUAAAGAGGCCCAGAAACAAGCACAGAUACUAGUAGAUGAGGCAGACAAGCGGGUGCAAGAAGCUGAACACAAUACAUCAAAAGCACAAGCGAAGAAGGCGGCCGCAGUAGACUAUGCUAAGAAACAACAGGAAUUAGCAAAGAACGCCGCCGAACAAGCCGCGCAGGCCGUGGACGAGGCACGCGCAAAAGUUUCGGAUGCAGAGGGCAAGGUUGCCGAUGCGCUUGCAGAUAAGCAGUGGGCACUGGAGGUUGCUAAGGAGGAGCACGCGUCUGCUCUAGAGGUUCAGCGAGAGGCUGAUAAACAGAUUAAGGAGGCGGAACAACGCACGCUCGCUGCCAAAAGUGAUACGAGCAAGGCCGAAAUCAAGAAGAGCGCUGCGAUUGCAUACGCAAAGAAGCAACAGGAGCUUGCAGAGAGUGCUUCGGAAAAGGCAGCCAAGGCGGUACAGCAGUUGCAGGCUAAGGUAGCGGAAGCGGAGACCAAGUUGGCCGCCGCAACCGAGGCUCAGAAAGGGGCGUUGGAAAAGGCUCACAAGGAGCAAGAGCUGGCCUUGAAAUCAGAGAAGCAGUCUCGACAGCUGGUGCUUGAGGCCCAGCAGCGUGUGAAGGCGGCUGAAGCUGAUACGAAUAAGGCCGAGGCCGAUAAGGCCGCAGCGAUUGAGUUUGCCCAGCAGCAGGAAGCUUUGGCCAAGAGCUCUGCUGAGAAAGCAGCCAAGGCUGUUGAGGAAUCACAGGCAAAGGUGACUGACGCUGAGAGCAAGGUGGCUGCCGCCACUCAGGCCAAGGAAGAAGCGCUCACAAAGGCACAAGAAGAGCAUGGGCUGGCCGUGAAGUCGGAGAAGCAGUCCCAACAGCUG